Lytechinus variegatus (green sea urchin) is the source of this 636-nucleotide messenger RNA. RefSeq names its product DNA-directed RNA polymerase I subunit RPA12-like (gene polr1h). Lineage: Eukaryota; Metazoa; Echinodermata; Echinoidea; Temnopleuroida; Toxopneustidae. Bases 30 to 401 code for a protein of 123 amino acids. The transcript is spliced from 4 exons. Gene Ontology annotation, molecular function: zinc ion binding; nucleic acid binding; DNA-directed RNA polymerase activity. The record is from RefSeq and is a predicted model, not a curated record. Gene Ontology annotation, biological process: DNA-templated transcription; termination of RNA polymerase I transcription. Gene Ontology annotation, cellular component: RNA polymerase I complex.
UCAAUUGGGUGAAGAAAGCACUGGCACGCAUGGCGAUGGAUACUGGAACAACUUUUUCUGUUGCCAAGGAAAUCUGUCCGAAAUGUGGCACAGUUUUACCAUUUCCAAAGCGUGGCACAUUAGACGUCUUCUGUAAAAUUUGUGACUUUAAAACUAAUGCUACAGAUACAUGGAAAGAUGUUGUUUAUUACUCUCAUAGAACUGUGAAUGAGCGCAAGCAAGGGAAAAAGAGGAAAGAACCGCGGGCUGAAGAUCUAGGACCUGUGGUUGAUCGAGCAUGUGUUUACUGCGGCCAUGAUGGUCUUCACUUUCAUACUAGUCAGACAAGAUCAGCUGAUGAAGGACAAACAAUCUUCUACUUCUGUCCAAGUUGCAAAAAACAAGAGAUUGAGUACACCUGAUGUCCGUUGGAUGUUGCUAUUUAUCAUGAACUGCUAAAAAUGCUGAUAUUUAUGAAUUAAAAAUAAAUGAUAUAACCUCUGGUUGAUAUGUGCCAGCCUUCAGCACCGUUAAAGCCAACAUUCAACGGCCACUCUGAACAACCACCAGCUCAAGAGCUUAACUCCUCUUACAGAUCUUGACCGUCCUUGAUUCUUAAAGAAUGAAACCUUUGGAACAAGAUACCUUGUGUAAAAA